Dermacentor andersoni is the source of this 6885-nucleotide messenger RNA. RefSeq lists its product as uncharacterized. NCBI's taxonomy places the organism in Eukaryota, Metazoa, Arthropoda, Arachnida, Ixodida, Ixodidae. The record is from RefSeq and is a predicted model, not a curated record. Gene Ontology annotation, biological process: regulation of DNA-templated transcription. Gene Ontology annotation, molecular function: zinc ion binding; DNA-binding transcription factor activity; sequence-specific DNA binding.
CGUCGCGGGCAACUUGCGGUGCGGACGUGCUCCGAGUGUUGCCGUCCGGCCGAUGCGCGCACACCUUGGCCGCUCUUCGCGCUGCUGCUGGAUACACUGCUCUCACAUGUUGGACUCGCGUGCUUGUGGGCCGCCUGCAAGCCAAGACGCUGGCCGCGCGCUAGACCGGAUUAGUCUGUGCGCCGUAGUCGCUCGGACCGGGUCGCCGCUGCUGUACGGAUGACUCUGGGAAUGAUGAACCAGCUGUGCAAGGUGUGCGGAGAGCCCGCCGCUGGAUACCACUUCGGCGCCUUCACCUGUGAAGGGUGCAAGUCCUUCUUCGGCCGGACGUACAACAACCUUGCAGCUCUUGGUGACUGCAAAAACAGCGGCCAGUGCGUUAUCAACAAGAAAAACAGGACCUCUUGCAAGAGCUGUAGACUCAAGAAAUGUCUCCUGGUCGGCAUGUCCAAAAGUGGGUCCCGAUACGGACGCCGCUCCAACUGGUUCAAGAUCCACUGUCUGAUCCAGGACCAGGCGGAGAUGACCUCCCGCAUCGCCGAGCAGCACCACCAGAUGGGCGCGUCGGCGCACCAGCUGACGGCCCUGUACGAUAAGGACGUGUUGGGCUUCGGUGCCAAGGCCGAAGAAGGCACCAGCUCGCCGCUCUCGUCGUCGGACAAGCCGCCGUCGUCACCAGCGUCGUAUCCUCCGCCAUCGUCGUCUGCCAGCACGUUCGCGUCCACGCCGUCGGCUUUUGAAACCAAGUCGUCGAACGGCGAGAGUCCGACGAACGCGGAUGCGUUGGCCUACCACCCCAUGUCGCCCGUGUCGCCAAUCUCGCCGCUGCACCCGAGCAAGUUCUUCUUCCACCCUGGCGCUGGCGUGUUCUUCGGCAAGCCGUCCGCGUCGCACAAUGGCCUGUCCAAGUACCUCGCAGAAGGUGCUGGCGCCGUCGCGUAUCCGUACUCGCCGCGCUUCAUGCCGUUUGGGCCCCUGAAGCCGUACCGAGACCUACUUCACCCGUCUACGUUGCUCGUGAACGGCGAGUGCCUGGCCGACCUACCCGAGCAGGAGAAGCCGAUCGACCUCUCGGUACGCAAGCCCUGCUCCCCGAGCGCCUCGCCUGCCGACGGUCUCGCCGAGGAGCUUGAUACCCAGGACAGUGACGUCAAGCCCGCGCUGCAGGCGCCUUGCUCCUCUGGCGCCGAGAUCCCACUCGACUUGCGGAGUGCUAAGAAGUGAUGCCCCCAGCCCCUUUCGCCAGCCGUCCACGUGUUCAUAGGGACUCGCCGCCGGAACAAAGGUCGCAGUGUGUGUGCGUGUUUGUGUGUGUGUUAGAGCUGUAAUACUGUGUAAUAUAUGCCUCCUCCCCCCCCACAGAACGACGCUUAUGGACCACAGAGAUAGAACUAUGUCGACGACAGGGAAACUUGUGUGAGCCUGCUCUUUGUAAUAGUCCUUCGUCUUCGAAGGGACCGCUGUGGCCCCGUCAAAGUCUGUCUUUUACUGUGUUUUUUUUCCCUCUCCCAAUUCACUAAGGGCAUUGCAGAAGACUUGGUAGCCAAGCGUCUCGUUGCGAUCUGUCGGUCUUCUAACUCGUUCCUCCUCGUCUUCGCGUAUCCUGUUUCAAAUGUUCCUAUUAUCUUUGCCCUUCUCAGACGUGGACCACCGACCAUUCCACAUCGCCACCAAAACUCGUGCCUUUUUGUGAGACAUUCCGUCGCCUCGACGCUCUUUUCUCCUGCGCCUCCUACUCGAGGUAUAGCGCCACGGGAGUGUCCUUUGGCGGGACGCCAUUGGCUGGGCGACUCGUCCGGUCCGAGCCGCCACCAGUAUUACGUCCUCGUGCCACCAGUGCCUGCUCCGUAGAGCUACACCGCUUGUCCGCGAGUCUCGUCCGUCGACGUUGCAAACGGGCCUACAAACUGCCAGGGUCGUCGCUGUCACCGACGCGCUCCCUGUACAUUUUGUUCACCACACGCAGCCUCCCCUCACAAAUUGCUGUCUGUGUGCCAGGAAGACAAUCGCUGCUCACUGGUGGCCUGAAUCAUUGUACAAAAUUCACAAACUGCAUCCAUUUCAAGAGAGGCCUUCAUACGCAUGUUUCGAAAUGUCGUUGUUUUUUUAAGCGUUUAAUGUUUCUUCUAUUCCCACUGUGAUAAAACCUUCGAACCAGGCGGUUCACUACGAGCCUUGAUAUACAUAUAUAUAUAUAUUAUAUAUAUAUAGAUAUGAGUAUAUAUAUAUGUGUGUCGGCGUGUUUGUGUGUUUUAUGUGUGUGUGUGUGUGUUUGUAAUUUCGCGUGUACACGCGCAUCGGGGCUGUGGGCAUUCUAGUACAAACCAUUCCAAGUGGCUUUUACUUCUGGCACUUUCCCUCGUCUUUUUCGCACUGUGCCAGUACCUGAUCAGGCUGCCGCUGUCCUCCUCUGGCCUUUCCGUUGCCCCUGGCGGCGCGCGCUGUCGAACAGUGUUGCCGCGCAUGCGCGGAUCGUGUUGCUGCUUUUCCCUCGCAUUUUCCCCUCGUAUAGUCAUUUGCCCUAGCUGGAAUUUGUCGCAGCUCAUUACGGCAAGUGCGCGCCCCCCGAAAACGACGCACACGGCCAUCCUCCGGUGUCGCUUAUCACGCGGUCCGAGCGUCGAACCAUUGUUGAUCCAGUUCAGGCUGUGAGCCGCCACGCUCCCCAUUGAGGUAAUGCUUCAAAGAGAUAAGUACGAGACAAAAGCGACCCCCCAGGUCGUUCAGACCAACAUUCCAUGCUCGCGGACCGCUGCUGGAAAAUCUGCACGGUGUUGGCCACCGAACGGACUUCGGAGCUCUUGAGUCCGACGUAAAGAUUUCCCAAUGCUUGAAAUCGGUGCUGACUGGCGUUGGAGUUACACUAAGCUAGCUCUUAAACCACAGAAUUUGUUUCGUUCGUAUCCGAGCGAGACCAAACUGUACACGGCAGAAGCAGGUGGCGACGUAUUGGCUAUGCUUUUGUUAAGGCACAAAACAAACUAAAGCGGUUUGCACUGAAGAGUAGCCUAUUAACGGCGCAUUUACUUUUAUUUGGCGAAGGAAAGGUUGAUUAUUUACAAAGAAAGUAAACGUAAGCUCUCCCAUAAAUUUUUUUUCUUGCGUCAAAACCGCAUUGCUGAUGUCAUGGAUUUCACAGAAUUUUCGAAAAUUCGGAACGUUUCUGUGCUGAACAAUGUCCCAGAAGAUCGCGAAGUCCCCAAGAUCACCUAGCCUUUCUCUUUUUCACUUUCCCCUUAAGGGCAAACUGCAUCGAAAUUUCACCAUGUUAGCUAAAUUGGUUAUAGAUGAGUAGUACAUACAUGUACUAUUGAAUAAAUCUUGACAAAGCUGUAAGGCUGGUAACUGUCUAAUUUUCUUCUGAACAGCCGUUAAAUGGCACCUAAGCAGACGACGCAUACACCUAGUGGUUAGCAGUAGAGUUACUGUAUGCACUCCCGCGGGGAGCAGAAGUGCGCAAAGAAAGCUCCGCCACCUUGCGCGCAAAACGAAGCAAGGUUCUAAAGGUACAGUAACCCUAGUUAGUGGAUUUACGACGCAAAUCCCAUACAAUGGCCACGCGAUUUUCAGCACGCCGCGGUCUUCGCCCACCCAAUCUGGCAGGUUAUGCGGAGCAGCCGCGCUGGUUCUCCACAUUCUAGAUUCUGCGUCAUUUCCGGUGCGCGGUAACGGCAGCACCUCUUCCACUUUCGGUAUCGAACGUCUCGGGAGCUUUGCUGGAUGGCUUCCCCAUAUUUAAACUACUUGAAACUAGGCUUUUUUUGCGGUCCAAAACUUCCUUGCAGCUUGCCUUUAAAUCAAUCGCCCAUCUGUCGAGAAUUAAAAGCGCUACAACGAGUUCAUGGCACGGCUGCUUUGACGACAGAAAUCGUUCUCGCUCUGAAUUUCUUGGCGGCCCUGACAUAUCUCACGGUCGUUGUCCUUCACGACGCCAGUCCUAGGCCCACCGAUUCCCACCGACAGGGGAAGUGUUCUCUAAGCAGCACUAACUAAAAUUAAAAGGCAUUAUUAUGGCUAGCACCGAAAGGGUGCAAACAUCCAGUGCCCUACGUAUUACUAGAGCAUUAACAUUUAUGAUGAGUAGUACGAAGAGUUGUUUUGUAAUGUUGAACGUGAUGUAUCAGCUGCAAGGAAUGAAAGUGAAAGAAAAAAUGCAAAUGCGAAGUUACGGGAAGCGUUUGGAUAUUGGUUGAACAACCGAUAUAGAUUGCCAUUGAAUUUCCCGAGCUUUGUUUGUGAUGCGCCUAAGGUUGGACCUCAGGUUUGUCCGACUGGAUCGGUUGCAUUUGUUCAAGAUGAAUGAAACUUACUGCUUCCGUCCAAAACGCUUUCGGCGCGGCGCCUUUUCUUUCUUUUUUUUGUUUUUUCGUGCGCUGUUGGGUUCGCCACUGUCUUCGUGCUGCGAUUCGCAUAUACGUGACAGUUGAGCUAUCCGCGGGCUCUCCUGCUGAACUUGACAGCGCAUACGGGAGGAAAGAGACAAUCAACCGCUAGACGCGGUAAACACGACGAUGCUCAUGUUGGUGCUCUUCUGUACACAUUUGAAGGAAACGUAUAGAAAUAAGAGUGCGUUCUGGUGCAGAAUGAUAUUAAUUUGUAGUAGUGUGUGUGUGUGACACUGCAGCGUCGUUGCUUCCUUCGACUUGCUUUGCUACGAACGUUCUCGCAGUCAGUACAUCGCGCUGCCGGCACACUAUGCCGAUUGACGCAGCCCACACAGUCGCCCGAGUAGUCAUUGUGCAGACGAUCUAAACGAAGGUGCUUGAAAGACCCGACCACGGGACCACUGCCCACCUGCCACACAAGUACGUUCAUCUGAACCCUACAAAGGCUGGUCGAAUCGAUUUGGCGCGUUAAAAACCGGUCGCCGUGUUCGUAUGAAAACUAGCGGGUUGGGCCGAGCCGACGCCUCCUAGAUAGCAGGCCUGUGCACUCUGCUUUAUGACGUCAUGCUACUUGGACCGAAAUUUUCAUUGCCAAGCCCGGCGUGACGAAAGCGGUGACGUCAAAAGCACCACGGUUUACUCCGGAGCAUCCUUAUUGUGACGUCAUGGAUCGAAGUGCGUAGGCUUUGGCUAUCUAGGCGGCGUUGGCCGAGCGAGCGUCGAGGCAAGCUCGAUCAACCCUUCCACCAACGCUGGCUGAAUCGCCCAACCCGCUAGGCAAGAUGCAUGUAAACGCGGUCGGGUGAAGCUGGGUCAGCUCAACUCCUACUCGACCCGCUCGAGUCGAGUUCAUGCAAACGAAGCUACAGUGGCGAAGCUACAGUUGCUGGAUCCUAUACUGGCGCUUUUCGCUGGAUGAGCAGCGGUGGCAUGAAUUCAGUCGGGCCACGUUUCGUUGCAGCGCGAGCCUUCCGCGUAGCUUGUUUCCAUGAGUCGCCGCCGCCACAGCGAACAACGGAUCACAUCUGUGUUUAUGGUUUGAUGGAAAAUGAAAAAAAAAAAACAAAAGUACGGCUGGCAACUGAAUACGUCAUGAAGCUCCAAUUCCGAGAGCGUGUAGCAUAGCUAAUGCGUCGUUCUUUAAGGCGACCAAUUCAAAACGCGUGCCAUGUGCAGACGCGAAGCAGGGACUCAUCAUUACGUCACGGGAAUGUUGGUCAGCUCCAGUGGUGCCCCAAGCCCCUCUCGCACAGGCCACUAAGUAGGUCACGCAUGGCCAUCCCGGUGCGGCGGUUGCUGGCCACGGAGAAUUUUAUACCCGAAGCUGUACGCGCACGUUGAACUGCUCGCAUUAAAAUAUAAUUUGUUGCAGCGCUUGCCAAAGCAACUACGCCACCACGGCGAGUAGCGCGACAUAGCGUUCUUGACAGGAAAGUACCGGGCUCGCAGCAUUAAACAAUGUGCAGACAAGAAAGGUGCAUAUAUAUAUAUAUAUAUAUAUAUAUAUAUAUAUAUAUAUAUAUAUAUAUAUAUAUAAAGAAAACGUGGACAACUUUCUGUGGCUAUGAAGGGAAAGCUACGGAGGCAAAGAGCGCACAACUGAGAGCGCUUCUGAAAGGAGUCCCGCGUUUUAAUCCACGUUGGUUUAGGCUGGGAAAGAGAAAACAAACACCUUAUUGGCAACAGUUAAAUUAGAACACACCAGUGAGUGGAAAUGCUUACGUCUUUUGCGGCUUCUCCGUUCCGCGUCUUAGGAAACGCGAAACCGUCGCACGGGGAAGCUGCGUCGAUUCAGCGUCUGCUCCGAGCAACCAAAGCACUGUCGAACGCUGCCGGACUACUUGGUGCGGUAACACAUGUGCAGAAGCUCCGCCCCCGUAGCUUUCCCUUCAUAGCCACAGAUAGUUGUCCGCGAGUAUAGAUCCGGCAGUAGCGCGAGCGAACAUUGAAUGCAGCGAUUGAUUCCAGUUCCGUUCAAGCGUAGCUCGGGGGCGAAGUGGUCGCGCUUUUCUUGCGCAAACACCCUGCACCGGAACAGUGACACCGCCGACAAGCGAAGCCGCCGCGGGCUCACUUCUACUUAACCGUUGAUCUCGAUCCGAGGGGGAAGAGCGCACGGAAACGCGUCGUCGCUGUCUACAUUCCUUCACUCCUUCGCAUUCCACUGUUUGUUCUCCCUUUUCGUUUGAGUUUCUAUUUAAAUCCAUCUGUCACGUGCUUCUCCUCUUGUCUCCGACCGCGGAAAGCACUGUGCAGGAGGCCAUUCCAGCCGCACGACUCACUUGUUCAUACGCACAUCGCCUCGUUCCCCACCACCAUGUUCCCCCCUCCCCCACCCUUCCUCGUCUUUUUUUUUUUUUUUUGUGCUUUUUUCGAACGUGAGCCUCAUUCUGCGUGUAUUUAAAAAAAAAAAAAUCUUGCGUAUUUUUGGAUAUAUAAAAUCACAGACUACGACUGUAACAUUGUUAAAUAAACGAUGCGUUGAGCGUUUUCAAAACGA